AUGGCGACCGCGGCGGCCUCGCUGGUGCAGCGCGAUGCGCGUCUGGACCAGGUGCUCCAGGGCGUGCAAGAUGCAUGCGCGAAACUCGGCGCCUCCCAACAGAAGGAUAUCGAUCAGGCCACGUCCAUGCUGCUGUCUCUGGCUGACUCGCCCCACGUGAUCGACGAUACCUGCUUCAUCCUGGCACACUCGCAGGACGAGGCCGUCCAGUUCCAUACACUCGGUGCGAUCCUUCAAGCCAUGCCCCUUCUUUCUGUGGAAGAUGGUGCGCGUCAAGUACGAUCGCUCGUUGAUAUGCGCGAGUGGCUGCUGCAUGUAGCUGUCGUGCGCGCGCGCGCGUGGCUUAGCGGACAUACUUGGCCUGCCUACGUCCGCUCGCGGCAUCUUCGCGUCAUUGUGAUGCUGUCGCAGCGUGCCGGUGGUCAGCAUGCCCGCGCUGAUCCAUCGCCCCUGCUCUCUCUCGGACAGCACAUGGCCGACCUACUGAACGCGGACGAGGCGUGCAUGGUCGUCGGCCUGGGCUUGGCGUCGGUCCUCGCCGAGGAUCGACCUACAGACACGUCUGAAGCAGGCAGUCGUCUCGGGCUGACUUGUGAUGAGCAUAUGUGGUGCCAUGCACUGAUGGAAGCAAAAAUAUGGCCGCUUCUCUUGCAGCCCCUCUGGCACGCAUUGCACCAGACCACGGACCAUGUGCGACAAGCGGCGGGCUCGCAGAUCUCCAGCGGUCUGUUCUAUCUCUGGGCACUCGCUGCCCAGGCGAUAUCGGCUGUACUCGCAUGGCGCAGUGUGCCCGUCCCCUCUGUGGCUAAGGACGCCGAGCUGACUUCCCGCACCGCCGAGCAGCUGUGGGAGGCAUUGCAGCAGAACAGCGCUGGAGAGACACCCGCAAGCACACGCCGUGUCUCUCGUGCACUGAGCCCCAUACUGUGUCAUGCGGACGUACCGCUCUUUUUGGGCGACGUGGCACGUCUUGCCACAUCGAUGGCGCGCGAAGUGCCGGCGCAUGCGUUCAGCGCCCAGCAGGUCGCCCAGGCGAUGCACGAGGCCUUUCUGCAUGUGGCUACCUAUGAGCUGCACACCGGCGAUCCCAGCACGAGCACAUGGACCGCGCAGCGCGCCGCACUUCUGCACGAGAUGCACAUGCAGAUGGAAGCGCUCGCACCUCGCCUAACGCACGCAGAUGAAGAGCAUGUCGCGGCACUGCAACACAUGACGCAUGCGUACACGUCUCUCCUCGACGGCGCCAGCGGCCGCGUGCUGCUGGAGCAGGCUGUGGCGCCCGAGACACUCCUUGAGGCGCUCGCGCGCGUCACAGCCACCUGCUUCCACGUCGCAUUUGAGCUCGUGCCCCUCUCCGACGACGCCGAGAUUGGUGCAGCGAGCGAGGCUGCCUUGGAAGAGGCGCUGGGGCUGUGGCGCCGCCUGCUGAUCGCGCUGCACGGCACGGACGCCUCGGCCGUAUUGGAGUACGUCAGUACGCAUGUGGUGACGCCGUACCAACAGGGGCGCCUCAAAGCGGCCGCCCUGGUUGCUGAGCGCGACGUCGACGAGCACGGCGACGAGCAGGAGCGUGAUGUGGAUCUGUAUGAUGAGCAACUCACGGUGUAUGCGGCCCUGGCGCGCACAUGCCUGGACACUGCCCUGUCGUCGCUCGCUGCAGCUGCGCCACCAGCGCCUACGGCGGCUACGGCGCCUGCCAUAUGGGAGCAGUGGCACUGGCUUGCUCUGCUGGGCGGUCAUGUGCUGGCCGAUGCACCGUGCGGCGAAGAAGUCAUGGUACCGGAAGCCGUGCAGAGUGCAUCGCCCGCCACACACACUGCGCUCCACGGGCUCAUCCACACAUUCCUGGCGCUCGUUCAGGCGCUGGCGCCGCACGGCCCCGAGACACCUACACCAGCGAGUCCUCAGACCAUGGCAUCGGCCCUGUGGUUUACGGCGCGCUGGAUCCCGACGUACCUGAUGCGCCAGGCUGGCAAUGACGUUGGCAAUACCCUAGAAGAGCAUGUCCUUGACGAGCUGGCGCCGUGUAUGGCAACGAUUUCUCGGACGUGGCGCUCCGAGGCGGAUGUGCUCAGUGCUCUUGCCCUUGUCUGGGACGCGCUCGCACAUUCGUCAAGCGCGAUGCGCGUGUGGCUCGGCAAGCCAGCGGUGCAUGCGCUUGUGCAGGACACGCUCGGACGCCUGGAGGAGCUGCCGGAAGCGGCGCAAGGGCCCCUAGUGCGUGCGCUCGUGCGCUGCAUUGACGCAGCGCGCGAUGGCCCGGUCGUGCGUGCCGCGCAGGUGCGCGACGAGUACUUUCCCAUGGUCGUGCAGAGUGCGCAAGCGCGACUGGAGGCCGCACAGCAUGCGCCCCCCGCCACGGUAGCAGCGGCGCUUGGGCUCUGGCAGGCGCUCGCCGAGGCGUCCGAUCCACAGACGAGCGGGCCCGUGCAUGUGCACCUCUUUUCCCAGCUGCCGGCCAUUGUGGGUCUCGUACAGGCGCAGGCGCAGCAUGCCGAUGUCCUGAUGGCGGCGCUGCGUGCUGUACGCGCCAUGGUGCGCGCGCUGCCGGAGCUAGAGGCUCUUGCGGAGUUACUGCCACGCGCGUGUGCGGGCGUGCGUGGGCUUCUGGACGCCGUAUACCCAACCCUAGCUUCGGUUCCUCCCACGCAGGGCCCCGAUGCUACGGGCGAGGAGCUGCUCAGCCACUAUCUGGCGCUCCUCCACGAGUGGGUCCAAGCGGGAGGCACUGUGCCUGCGGAGGCCGCGUCAGUCUCCCUGUCGCCGAGCGCCAUGGGUCUUGCGGCGCUCGCGCAUGUACUUCCGAUGCUGAACCUGGAGGUGCUGAGCGUGGCGAGCGUGCGGGAGAGUCUGUGCGACACGGUGCAUGCGCUGCUGAUCGUUGCGCGCGAGCCGCUGCUCGCUGCGGCGACCGGCGCGGCGCCCUUGCUCCCGCCGCCGUUUGCCACGGACGACCUGCGUGCGAAUGUGAUCGUCCCCAAAGGCAUUGAGCUGAGUCCGCUGCAGGCUGUGCUGCGUGCGGCCGUCUUUGUUAUGGCGUCAGCGGACUCGCUCACCGAGGCAGCGGCCAGCGCGGUGGCGCAGGGUCUUGGGUUUUUGGCCGAGGCGCUUGCGACGCUGGCGCCGACGGCUGCGAGCAGCACGGUCCAGACGAGCAUCGACGCGGUGGUGUGUGAUCUCCUGCAGAGCUUGCUGCUCCGUCCGCUGCACAUGUCGAUGCUCACGCCGACGCUCCUGGCCAUCCGCAAGAUCUCGCUGGGCCGCGUGCAGGCCACGGCACUCGGUGGCUCCGAGACGUUCCUGUCGUUCCUUGCUCAGCAUUGCGCCGCCGUGGCACUGCCGCCUAUGUCGCCGUCGGAGGAAGCGCGCGUGCGUGCCGCGUACAUGCCCGCCGCCGAGCACAUUCUGCAGCAGGUCCUGGCCAGUGUGCCGCCGCCGCCGCCGUCGUCGGCAUCGCCGGCGCUCGCGGCCCGCGCCGCGCUCAAAGGCGAGAUGACCGCAGCCGUGGGGUUCAACCGUUUGGUGCGGCCGUUUGUGCUACAAGCGCGGGGCACACUGGUGGUCCGCUAG
Malassezia sympodialis ATCC 42132 is the source of this 3570-nucleotide messenger RNA. RefSeq lists its product as uncharacterized. NCBI's taxonomy places the organism in Eukaryota, Fungi, Basidiomycota, Malasseziomycetes, Malasseziales, Malasseziaceae. Gene Ontology annotation, cellular component: cytoplasm; nuclear pore. The record is from RefSeq and is a predicted model, not a curated record. Gene Ontology annotation, molecular function: nuclear export signal receptor activity. Gene Ontology annotation, biological process: protein export from nucleus.